AUGACCAAGCUCGGUCCCUUGACGUCGCAAGCGUUGGGCCGCUCGCCCUACGACAUUGUCGUCCCGGGCGAGGGCGAGCAGGAUCCACGAGAUCACGAUCCGAACCAGCACCGACAAGAAUACGACGACCGCGGACGACCGGUCAACAGGGAAACCAAGCUGAUGAACCGUGACAUUGUGCGCGCCCACAACGAGGUCAUGCAGGUCAUCGGUGUAGCCGAACCCGACAGCAGCAUCCAGGCAGCUGACGAGGAGGCCGAGAAGCGCUACCGCCAGAAGCAGUACGGCGACGAGGUUGCGCACCGGCUGAUUCACGUGGGCCGCGUCCUGGGCGUCAUGGGCGUCUGGGGCGUCAACGCCGUGCGCCAGCGCAUUUUGCUCUACCGCCAGUACUCGGAGAUACCGUUCCAUCACCUGCUUCAGCACGAGUUCAGCCGCCAGCCCCUCUGGCGCGCCCUCGAGACCGGAUUGCCCGUCUUUAUCACCAACCACGCUCUUCGUCGGGCUUCUCUCGGCUUCAAAUCGGUCCACAGAACCUUCUGGAAAUCCUCCCUCCUCCAGUUUGUACGCCUGCAUCUGCAGAUGUUCCUCUUCCUGCAGCGCUCCGGCAUCGCGCCGGCUGUGCCGUUACUGCCAAGCCCGCUCUACUUUCUGCCCUUCUCCCGCGAAUCGCCCAUUGCAAGACCACCUCCGCUACCGACGACGCUGUCCGUCCGCUCCAUGGUCCACUGGAGCUGCGCCACCGUCCUCAACUUCGCCCCCGUCUUCAUGUUCUAUAGCUAUAUGCGAGCAUGGUCUUACGUGACGGAAACGCUCUACAGAAGGAUCUACCACUGGCUGCCGACACCGACAAACCCACGUUCGUCGCGCAGCCUAUACGUGCCCGAGUACGUCUCAAUCAGCGCAAGACGGCUAAACGGUUCAUCCGCAGCCGAGGCCAGUGAUGGUGCCGAUGGUGCAGAAGACAUGGACGGUCCGAUUGGUCCAGACGACGUGGAUACAGCAGCCGCAUCGUCCGAGUCCACGCCGCUGCAACCGCUUCCUCCUCCACCACCGCCGUCGUCUUCGGCACCCGGGUCACCCACGACGGUCCGCCGACGAAACACGGUCUCGAGCCAUGGUGGGGGCGACGACGGCUACGCGAGCGAGGAGGAGGAGUUUGAGCUGAGCGCGACGCUGAUCAGCUUCGAUGUCGAGGCCGGCGACGCCAACGACAACGCGCCCAGCGCCUGGUCGGCCGAACUGCGACAGAGUCCCGCUGGCGGCGGAGAGGGUGGACCGGCCGGCAACGGUGGUGACGUCGAAGGAGGCGAAGGCCGAGGAGAAAGUGGCCAUCAAGGGACCAGCGGCUCGGACUAUGGUGUCGGCGACAGCAGCAACGCGACUUCUGGAGUUGGCUUCGGGCCCGUCUAUGCCGAAGGGUUGCUGGUACAGCUGCCGGCCAUCAUCGCAACGGACAUCAUGACAGUGCUGACUUCGUCGGCCCUGAUGGCGCCCUAUGAGGCCUUUAUGAUCCGGCUGGUGGCGCAUGCCUAUCGGCAACAGCACGGGCUGCCAGUCGACGACCUGUACGGACUCGCCGUGCUGUCGCCGGCCGACGGCAGCCUCUCGUGGACAUCGCUGACCAACUGCGUCGGCAUGUGGCUGGUGCACCUGGCCGUCGACGCGAGCGGCUGGCUGCUGGUCACCGGGCUGGCCGUGCUGUAUCGGGGUGCUGAGCCGGAAUGGUCUAUUUUCCAGCUGCUCAAGGAGAAGCUGGGAUACGGGCAAAAGCGAGGGGAUGGACGGGAGUAA
Molecule: messenger RNA, 1794 nt
Organism: Grosmannia clavigera kw1407
Lineage: Eukaryota; Fungi; Ascomycota; Sordariomycetes; Ophiostomatales; Ophiostomataceae
Exons: 4
Coding region: 1-1794 (597 amino acids)
Source: RefSeq, a predicted model, not a curated record